Molecule: messenger RNA, 1616 nt
Organism: Lolium rigidum
Lineage: Eukaryota; Viridiplantae; Streptophyta; Magnoliopsida; Poales; Poaceae
Product: probable protein phosphatase 2C 69
Exons: 9
Coding region: 1-1311 (436 amino acids)
Biological process (GO): protein dephosphorylation
Molecular function (GO): protein serine/threonine phosphatase activity
Source: RefSeq, a predicted model, not a curated record
AUGGCGAUGGCGGCGGCGGAGGCGGCGGCGGCGACGGUGCCGCUCGGCGUGCUGCUGCGGCGGGAGGUGACGAGCGAGCGCAUGGAGCGGCCCGACGUGCUCUGCGGGGAGGCCGCCCGCAGCCGCAAGGGCGAGGACUUCACGCUGCUCCUCGCCGAGGCCGCGCACCGCGUCGCCGGCGACCCAUCCACCUCCUUCUCCGUCUUCGCGCUGUUCGAUGGGCACAACGGGUCUGGAGCGGCCAUAUACGCAAAGAAGAAUCUGCUCAACAAUGUCCUGCGCGCUACUCCUUCCGGCCUCACCAGGGACGAGUGGCUUGCGGUGCUUCCACGCUCGCUUGUCGCGGCGUUUGUCAAGACGGAUAAAGAUCUGCAAGCUGUAGCUGAAACUUCUGGUACAACUGUGACAUUUGUGAUAAUAGACGAGUGGGUUGUAACUGUGGCAUCGGUUGGCGAUUCACGCUGCAUACUAGAGUCCGCUGACGGUUCGCUUUACCAUUUGUCAGCCGAUCACCGCUUUGACUCCAACAGAGAUGAGGUAGAACGUGUCACUGCAUGUGGAAGCAAGGUUGGGCAACUGAAUGUUGUUGGUGGUCCAGAGGUUGGUCCUUUAAGAUGCUGGCCAGGUGGCUUGUGCCUGUCUAGAUCAAUCGGGGACAUAGAUGUUGGUGAAUGUAUCAUUCCUGUUCCUCAUGUGAAGCAAGUGAAGCUAUCUAAUGCUGGAGGCAGAAUUAUUAUUGCAAGUGAUGGCGUUUGGGAUGAUCUGAGUUUUGAAAUGGCUCUUGAAUGUUCUCGUGGAUACCCAUCUGAUAUAGCUGCCAAUCGAAUUGUUAAUGAGGCAGUCCUACCUCGAGGACUAAGAGAUGAUACUACCUGCAUCGUGGUUGACAUACUACCUCCAGAAAAACUAGCUCCUAGUCCUCCAACAAAGUGGCAGGGGAAGAUUGUAAAUAAAAUGUUCUGUAGAAAACAUCCAGAUAUGUCUUUUAAAACAGAUACAGAAUACGCUGAGCCAGAUGUGGUGGAAGAACUGUUUGAGGAUGGAUCGGCUAUGCUCUCGAAAAGGCUUACUACAGGAUACGCACUUCAGCGCAUGUUUGAACCCUCCAGCUGUGCAGUUUGCCAGUUAAGACUGGCAUAUGGUCAGGGGAUUUCCAUACAUGCUAACCCACUGCAGCACGAAAAAAUGCAAGGUUGGCAAGGUCCUUUCCUCUGCCGAAGCUGUCAUGAAAAGAAGGAAGCAAUGGAGGGUAAACGACGUCCAAUAGAUUCAUCGACAGCAGAUGCCUUCAGUCACGUGGGAGGGGCCUAAUUGCUGAAACCAUUCUUUGAUAAAUAUUCAUUUUUUCGUUACCAGGAUCGCUAGUCAAUUGACCACACCAUUCUUUUUUAUAUAAAUUGACCAUUCUAGUCAAGCAAUAGAAAGUAUUCUUGACAAGUAGGCGGGAGAUUCAUUGAUCAGUUGGACCGACAGAGAUAAAUGCAUGUCGUUCAAAUGAGAAAAGCAUAGUCAUUAGAAUAGCUUGAUUGUAUAGGGGGUCUAAAGGAUCACUAAUAUUCUUUUGUAGAUGAGUUCAGUGACGUCGGUUGAGAAGAGGAAAAUGCUUGGCGAUUGUU